Molecule: messenger RNA, 3349 nt
Organism: Aedes albopictus (Asian tiger mosquito)
Lineage: Eukaryota; Metazoa; Arthropoda; Insecta; Diptera; Culicidae
Gene: Klp67A
Product: kinesin-like protein KIF18A
Exons: 5
Coding region: 262-2940 (892 amino acids)
Biological process (GO): microtubule-based movement
Molecular function (GO): ATP binding; microtubule motor activity; microtubule binding
Source: RefSeq, a predicted model, not a curated record
CUGACUGGAAGGCUGGAAGCAAACAAAACAACGGUCAUUCUUGCCGCGGUCGGUCGAAUCAGUGAUCUUUGAAGUGCAACUGCCGCCGUUGUUCCGGAUUAUUCGUGUUGGUUCUGGUAGCGGCGUGCUCGGAGUGUUGCUCGGCGAUUUCGCGAGUGUGGAAAAGUGCGAAAAACUUGUGCAAAUUGGUGAAAAACAUUGCGCGGAAAAAGCUGGUGAGCUGAAUUAUUGCAUCCGGCGAGGGAAAAAAAAGUCAGAAAAAUGGGUGACAGCAAAAACAUCAGGGUGGCCGUUAGAGUUCGACCUCUAAACCGACGGGAACUGGAGCAGAAUCAACGGAACAUUAUCAAGGUGCUGGACCACACCACCCUCAUGUUCGAUCCGGACGAAGAUGAGGAUGAGUUCUUCUUCCACGGGAUGAAGCAAACCCACCGGGACAUCACAAAACGGGUCAAAAAGAAACUGACCAUGGAGUACGACGACGUGUUCGACGCCGAGGCCAACAACGAGGCCAUUUUCGAAACGUGCACCAAACCGUUGGUCCAGUCCGUCAUGGACGGGUAUAACUGCUCGGUGUUUGUGUACGGAGCGACCGGAGCGGGUAAGACAUUCACCAUGCUGGGCAGUGAGGAAUGCCGAGGAAUUACGUUUCUGACGAUGAAAGAACUGUUCCGACAGAUUGAUAGCUUGAGCAAUGCGAGGAAAUUCGACAUUGGUAUAUCGUACUUGGAGGUUUAUAAUGAGCUGGUGAUGAAUCUGCUGACAAAAUCUGGGCCCUUGAAGCUGCGAGAGGAUUCCAGUGGCGUUGUGGUCAGUGGAUUGAUUCUAAAACAGAUUCACAACGCUGAAGAGCUUCUGGAUCUGCUGGCUUUGGGCAAUCAAAAUCGAACGCAACAUCCGACUGAUGCGAAUGCCGAGAGCAGUCGAAGUCACGCUAUUUUCCAGGUGCACAUCCGAAUGGUGGACAAAAGCACCGGUCAGAAGCGAACUGUAAAGUUGUCUAUGAUUGAUCUCGCUGGAAGCGAACGGGCGGCCAGCACAAAAGGUAUCGGAAUCCGGUUCAAAGAGGGCGCCAACAUCAACAAAAGCUUACUGGCUUUGGGCAAUUGCAUCAACAAGCUAGCUGACGGCCUGAAACACAUCCCGUACCGAGACUCGAAUCUAACUCGAAUCCUCAAGGACAGCCUGGGCGGGAAUUGUCAAACGUUGAUGAUCGCAAACAUUUCCCCUUCCUCACUGACGUACGAUGAUACCUACAACACUCUGAAAUAUGCUUCCCGAGCGAAGAAGAUCCGCACCUCACUCAAGCAAAACAUUGUUCCGACCAACGUGCCGAAGGAGUUCCUCGUCAAGAAGGUCAACGAGCAAGCGGCGGAGAUCGAGCGAUUGAAGGCCAGGUUGAAAGACAUGGAAGAACAGAAAUCGGCUGCCGUCGCAGCUGCCAAAUCAGCACCAGCCGGAUUCACGAUGCCCAGCGAGGCCCUCCUCAAUACGUGGCGCUCGAGGAUCGACCAGUGCUAUGCUACGGUGAGGAAAGCUCAGGAGCAUUACUUUAAUCUGCAGAGCAAGGAGAAGAUCCUGAACCUCCGAUCGAAGCUGAAGGCACAGGUGGAAAGCAUCAAGAAAAUUGUCACACUGGAUGGAAAGCACCUGAAUGCGGAUAUUGCUCGCUUGGAAGCUUCUAUAGAUCGCUACAACAAGCAAGUAACGCGUCAGAAGGAUGAAAUGAAUCGGUGGGCCAAACGCUACAAAGAUGCGAUGAAAAGCCUGGAAGCUCUUCGUGAAGAAAUUCGCGCCUCAGAUCUUGCCACUUUGCUCGGAUUCUACGUGCGAGCAAAGGACUACGAAAUAGAUGCAAACAAGUCAAAUUACAAGAAAAACCAUGUGAUGAAAAUCAACAUGAUCUACACGGAUGAGAAUAAACAGUUGGAGAAAAUCAUGGCACUGAGUGCAGAAAUCGUUCAACAAGACUAUUUGUUGCUAAGAAGCAUGGGCAGGUUGGAUAACGUGACACUGGAAAAGAUGGAACAAAUGGCUCGACUAGACAUUUACACACGUGGCGUGAGGUUCACCGACGAUGACGAUCACAACGAACUGAUGAAGGAAGUCAACAUCACCGAUACGAGUUUCGAUGAAAUUACAAACCUUUCGGAUUGUGCUGAUUUUCCCGCGCCGUCGGAUGUGGAAGCAGAUUGUGGCGUGAAACGGCUAAAUGACGAAGAUGAAUCCGAGUCUGAGAACGAACGCAAAAAGGCCAAAGAAGACCACAAUAAACAGUUGGAGUUCAAACGACCGAAAGCGCUGAGGCCGUUGAAUCUUCAGCCGAAAAGUUUGAGCGUGAAGUCUACCGUCAGUAGGAAAACGCCAACUAAAACACAAAAAACGACCACAAUUACACAGUUCAAAGUUCCUAAGCUGAUUGUGAGCAAUCCGCCAAAACCGUCCAGUGCAAAGAAGAGGCAAAAGGUGGCCAAUUCAUCCACGUCCUCCAAUGACACUAGCGACACUUCAGACGGUCCGGAUGAGAAUGGCGGAAUUGGCAACAGCACUUUCUGCAUCGAAGGCGACAAAGACGCAACCAGUUCGUUGUUUUCCAAUGUACUGGUUGGAAGCAAUGUAGAUCCGCAUGUACUGAAAAAAGUGCUCCGUCGCGCUUCGAUGAAAGGCAAUGUCAUUUCCAAGGUGACGUUAACUCUGAACAAGGAGAAUCGGAAAUUCAGUCCCAAAAGGGUCGGUAAAAGUCCACGGCCUUUGCUACGUACCAACAGUAGUCGACCCCAUACCUCAGCAGCAAGCGUGAUCAAUCGGUACAGGAUGAUGAAAGCUGGUUCGGCGGCAGGAGCUUCGUCAUCAUCGGCGGUGCCUGGAAAUUCUGGCGAUGGCAAGUCAAAUACCUACGACAGUGACAGCGAUCGAAAAAUCCGAAACAUCAGGAAGUAAAAGACAAUUUUGUAUUCUAAUAUUUUGUAUUGAUGUUUGUAUCGAAGCUUUGUAAAUGUACUUUUGUGAAUUUUCAAGGUUUUAUGUGGUUUGUUAUAAUUUGAUACCUUUUUUUUAUUUGAUGGAAAUGUUGAACAUGUCUAUCUGCUUAGGCUAGGUGUUUUCUGAAAGAGUUACAAUAUUGGAUGGAAUUGUCUUUUUGAAAACUCUUGUAACUAAAGACACACUAAGAACUGCUUUAAAUAAAUAUGACUAAUAGCUGUUUGCAUAUUUCGAUUAAUCCAUACUACAGAACUAAUUAUUCUACACCACAACAAUAAGUUAAUGCCUUUACCACAUAUAAAAGAUAGAACAAUUUAUUUAUAGUGUUUUGUCAUGUAAAUAAACAUAAUAAUUGACUUAUUCGCUC